Molecule: messenger RNA, 714 nt
Organism: Daldinia loculata
Lineage: Eukaryota; Fungi; Ascomycota; Sordariomycetes; Xylariales; Hypoxylaceae
Product: CSE2-domain-containing protein
Exons: 3
Coding region: 180-599 (139 amino acids)
Biological process (GO): regulation of transcription by RNA polymerase II
Cellular component (GO): mediator complex
Molecular function (GO): transcription coregulator activity
Source: RefSeq, a predicted model, not a curated record
CACAACUGCAUGUGCAACCUGCCGCCCCACCAUAUCAUCCCUGUACAUGUAACGGUAUUCCAUCGGCAUCGAUAUUCCCAUAUUCCGUAUUCCGUACCUUGUCGAUUCAACCAAUGCGAAUGCGUGUAAGCUCCGAACCGCAAACCAACACAAUACGUUGAGCCCAUGAGCAUGCCAUCAUGGGGGACAGACUUACUCAAUUACAAGAUGCUGUUGACCAGCUAGCUCAGCAAUUCGUCGCAUGUAUUCACUACAUCAACCGACAUCACAACCUCGAGACGCUAGGUCCCAACGAUCAAAUCAGAGAUGUGAAGCAAGAGCCUGGCCAAGAAGAGGUGGAUCCUCACCCGGAGGACGUCUUCAAAGCCGCGCAGGUCGAGCUUGCCCAGGACCUCAUUACGAAAGAGCAACAGAUCGAACUCCUCAUCUCCCUACUCCCCGGCCUCGACAACAGCGAACAGGACCAAGAGCGCAAUAUUAAAGAGCUGGAGGAGGAGCUUAAGGCCGCUGAGGCGCAGCGACAGGAAGCUAUCAAGGAGAAGGAAGAUACAAUGGCGAAGUUGGACGCAGUCAUUCGCAGCAUCAGACGCCCGCACUAAUAAGGAGUGGAGUGGAGUGGUAGAAUAUUGAUACCCCGGUCAGGCGUUCAGGUUAUCGUUAUGAAUUUCUCGUAAUUUAUCAGUAAAGCCAAAGGGCUAUGGACUAGAGUAUAAC